AUGACUAAUUCGCCAGACUUCAGUAUUCCGAUUGAUAAUAAUUUAAAAUCGACUCCGAUAAGCCAUGAACGAUUUCAUCGUCUACGUCGUAUAGCUUUUUGGUCAUGUAUUAUUUCAGUUGUAUUUGAUAUUGCACUUGGUUUAACAGCAUUCGUAAAUUGUAUGCGUACAAGAUCGUUCGGUAGUUUUUCAUAUUCUGUUCAUGCAUUGAUGGAUUCCUUAUGUGAAAGUUUUGUAGCAUGGCAUUUAACAGCAAAAUCAAUUGAUGAUGUCAACCGUCGUGAUAGACUUGCUUGUUGUGUUAUAGGUGCAUUAUUUAUUGGAUCGUUUCUUGCUAUUGAAACACGUGCAAUACAAAGUAUGAUGUCACCACCUACUGUACGACCAGAUAUGACCGUAGUGAUAUAUUCUCUAAUAUAUAUUAUUGUAUUUACAAUAUUAUCAAUAAUAAAGAUGACAAUUAGUAAACAAAUAAAAUCAACAGCAUUGAAAUUUGAUACAAUUAAUUCUAUAAUUGGCAUUAUUAUGGUCUUGCCGCUUAUAGUUUGGGAUCGUGUCAUAUUUAUAAAUAAAUUUACACAUAUUGAUGAUCUUGUACAAGUAUUAAUGGUGCUAUUUUUAUUUGUUGCUGGAGGCAAAUUGAUAGUAGACUCAAUCACAAUAAUGAAUGCUGAUUAUGCACGUAAAUUACGGGAAAAAAAAUUACAAAAAAUGCUAAAAGAAAGCGAUGAUGACCCAUUGGAAAGAUUUAACAGUGGUAGUUAUACUGUUGGUACUUGA
Molecule: messenger RNA, 780 nt
Organism: Rotaria socialis
Lineage: Eukaryota; Metazoa; Rotifera; Eurotatoria; Philodinida; Philodinidae
Source: the annotation of a GenBank genome assembly